This is a messenger RNA of Oreochromis niloticus (Nile tilapia), 4935 nucleotides long. RefSeq names its product protein phosphatase 2, regulatory subunit B', delta (gene ppp2r5d). Gene Ontology annotation, cellular component: cytosol; nucleus; protein phosphatase type 2A complex. Gene Ontology annotation, biological process: signal transduction; protein dephosphorylation. NCBI's taxonomy places the organism in Eukaryota, Metazoa, Chordata, Actinopteri, Cichliformes, Cichlidae. The coding region runs from base 677 to 2488 and encodes 603 amino acids. The transcript is spliced from 17 exons. The record is from RefSeq and is a predicted model, not a curated record. Gene Ontology annotation, molecular function: protein phosphatase activator activity.
GCUGCCUCCAUCCAUCGACCCAUCAUCCAUCAUCCAUCAUCCUCCGCUGAUGACGGUGGCAGCAGGUUGAGCAGGGACUCCAGAUCUUCUCCUCAGCGACACCUCUGGGUCCACCUGUGGAAUUUGAGGCGCUCCCAGACCAGAAGAGGGGGUUCGGGGUCUCCCCUGAGGUCUUCCCCCGGUUAGGCAUGUUGCUGCAACAAAUUCAUGCUGAAGAAUCAAAAGUAUGAUUUCAGGUGCUGAGAUGUGUUCUUGGGUUCUGAUUCUGUGAGUGGGUGCAGCUGGAACUUUGAGCUUCGGGCUCCUGUCUGUGUGAUUAUAACAUGUUGCUGCCGCUGCAUCGGGGACAGGCGGGGGACUCGGGUGGUUCUGGCGAUUCUCUGGCUCGCUCCGGUCCGCGGGGCUCGGUAUCAUCAGGUUGAAGGUGUUUUGUUGCUGGGGAAGACUCCAGUUCUUCCUCACCUUCCUGCAGCCUCACCCUCGCCGUUAUACUCAAACUCAGCCAAUCAGAAAAAUCACUCCACGUAUCACUAGGCAGACGUCCAGGCCGGCAGCCAAUCGGAUUGGGCGGCUCGGGAAAGGUCGCAGGGAGCUGAGACAGACCGAGUGACAGCGUCUGAGUCCCGGGGAGGAACAUCAGGGAAUCUCCGUGGAAAAGCCCCGCAACGCGGUCAAGAUGCCGAACAAAACCAAGAAAGAAAAGGAAACGACCAAAUCUGCCAAAAGCAGCACGAAGAACAGCAGCGGCAGCGGGAAGGAUGUGACCCCGGAGAACUUGGAUGAGUCCCAGCAGCAGAGCGGCAGUAAGCGUCCCAGUAACAGCACGCCACCUCCCACCCAACUCAACAAGAUCAAAUACUCCGGAGGUCCUCAGCUGGUGAAGAAAGAGCGCCGCCAGAGCUCGUCCCGCUUCAGCCUGACCAAAAAUAGAGAGUUACAGAAGCUGCCCGCCCUCAAAGACGCACCACCGAUAGAGCGAGAGGAUCUAUUCGUGCAGAAGCUGCGUCAGUGCUGCGUCCUCUUUGACUUCAUCAGUGACCCCCUCAGCGACCUCAAGUACAAGGAGGUGAAAAGGGCGGGGCUUAACGAGAUGGUGGAGUACAUCACGCACAACAGUGAAGUGGUGACCGAGUCCAUCUACCCCGAGGCCGUCAUCAUGUUUUCAGUCAACGUGUUCCGCACUCUUCCUCCGUCCUCCAACCCGACCGGAGCCGAGUUUGACCCUGAGGAGGACGAGCCCACGUUGGAGGCGGCGUGGCCUCACCUGCAGCUUGUGUAUGAGUUCUUCCUUCGCUUCCUGGAAUCUCCGGACUUCCAGCCGAACAUCGCCAAAAAAUACAUCGACCAAAAGUUUGUACUGUUGCUGCUGGAGCUGUUUGACAGCGAGGAUCCCCGAGAGAGAGACUUCCUGAAGACCAUCCUGCACCGGAUCUACGGCAAGUUCCUUGGCCUCCGCGCCUACAUCCGACGCCAGAUCAACAACAUCUUCUACAGGUUCAUCUAUGAGACGGAACAUCACAACGGGAUCGCUGAGCUGCUGGAGAUCCUGGGCAGCAUCAUUAACGGCUUCGCGCUGCCUCUCAAAGAAGAACACAAGAUGUUCCUGAUCCGGGUUCUGCUGCCUCUGCACAAAGUGAAGUCUCUAAGCGUGUACCACCCACAGCUGGCCUACUGCGUGGUCCAGUUCCUGGAGAAGGACAGCGGCCUGACCGAACCUGUGAUCAUGGGUCUGCUGAAGUUCUGGCCAAAGACUCACAGUCCGAAGGAGGUGAUGUUCCUGAACGAGCUGGAGGAGAUUCUGGACGUCAUCGAGCCGUCCGAGUUCGUCAAAGUCCAGGAGCCGCUCUUCAGACAGCUCGCCAAGUGUGUCUCCAGCCCGCACUUCCAGGUGGCAGAGAGAGCGCUGUAUUACUGGAACAACGAGUACAUCAUGAGUCUGAUCAGUGACAACGCCGCCAAGAUCCUUCCUAUCAUGUUCCCUGCACUCUACAAGAACUCCAAGAGCCACUGGAACAAGACGAUCCAUGGCCUAAUCUACAACGCCCUGAAGCUCUUCAUGGAGAUGAACCAGAAGCUGUUUGACGACUGCACGCAGCAGUACAAGGCCGAGAAACAAAAGGAGAAGUACAAGCUGAAGGAGCGGGAGGAGGUUUGGCACAAGAUCGAGGAGCUGGCUCGGCAGAACCCUCAGAGCAGUAAGCUCCACCCCCUACGCCCAGGACUCCACCCACAAGAAGAGUACAUGGUGUAUAGUAACAGCAACGUCGCCGUGUACUCGAUGGAGACAGAGACGCCAACAGCCGAAGACAUUCAGCUGCUGAAGAAGACUGUGGAGAGCGAGGCAUCGCAGGGUCUGAAGGAUCUAAAGAAGGAUAAGGUCCUGAUGAGGAGGAAGUCGGAGCUGCCGCAGGACGUCUACACCAUCAAAGCUCUGGAGGCUCACAAGCGAGCUGAAGAGUACCUGACGGCCAAUCAGGAGGCUCUCUGACCGGAGGAGGCGGCCCCUCCUAAUCCCAACUCCGUCCCCUUGCAUCCGUCUCUCUGGGGAGGAAGUUGAUGCCGUCGUGGAGAGCCUGGUCCCGGGUCAGACUAAGGCGAAGCUGACGCCACCGCGUUCACGCAAAAAAAACCAAAAAAAAAAAAAAAAAAAGAACGGCUCAGCUCUGCCCCCGGUGGCCGACCACACGUAGGACACUGUAGAAGCUCCGUCCGUUCACCUGCUGUUUAAACUGUGUCAGCGGUCCGCCGUGAUUGGACAUCAGCUUCAUGUUGCACUAACACUCCCACGCCUCCACCCACGCUUUAACUCCUGCUGCUGCUUGUUCUGAACCUACGUCGGGCAAACCAACGCAUCGCUGACAGCCCGUCCUGCCGCAGGAAGCCACGCCGCGUGAUCUGCAGCUGCUGUCUCUGCAUCUGCUUUUUGCCCACGCGCCUCACCAUUACUUUUACAAACGUCUUUGAAUGCUUUAUCCAGCGAGCCAGCAGCAAGUCAGCUGGUUCCUUAUUUUUACAGGAAGUGAUCAGAAUCUUCGCAGGUUCAGGACAGCAGAACAGCGAUGAUGGCAAACGCACUAACAAAUAAAAGUCGGCCGAAACGAUCAACUAAAAUUUUAUCUGCAAAAUAAAAACAGGACUGAAAACGCCUGGACGUCUUUCAGAAUAAGAGCAUUAGCUGUAGCAUCUGUACACUUCAAACUAAAUGCUUUUCAUUUUCUAUUUUUCAGAAUAAAAGCAGCUGUAUCGUCUUCACAGUUCAACAAAAAGGCAUCAGCUACAGCUUUCUGACAUUUCAGAAUAAAAGCAUGAACCGUGACAAGGCGGAGUUUUGUCUGUAGAGCCCUUUCCUCAAAAGGGUGGAUUUUUGACCCAGUGUUUCCGUGGAAACGAGAAGCAGACACAGAGUGGGCUGUGCUUCGCAGUGCUGCUGCAGCUCCUUCACUUCUGUCCCGUUGCACCUGAACACAGCGCUGAUGUGUUCACUGACCCGCUUGGUUCUCCAACAGCGGCUUCAUUCCACAGCUCCACCCCUGAAGCCUAGCUCUGCCAAUCGACUGCUAGUCUGUACGUCCGGCAGACUGAAGCUGGCCGAUGAUGAUGAUGAUGUGGAAGACACAGUGAAUGUAAACAUCCUAUCAGGACCCCCCCCCCCCACACACACACACACACUGUGUAUCUGUGUUUUAGUCCGGCUGAGGGCAACUCGCCUCAAGCGUUAGCUAGCAGCUCCUCGGGUUAAAGGUCAAAUGCUUCUGAUUAUUGAUCAGUUAUUGAUUGACAGCACUGGUGCCAGAUGGGAGGGCCCUUAAAGAGGACACAGGAGGAAAGGUUAACGUGAGGAAGGCCACGACACCGUCAUCAUGUAAAAGAACAACUUCAUUUUGAGUUGGGUUUUUUUUUUUCACAUUUUAGUUUUAAAUUUGUAACUUUUUUAAAUCUAAUUUUCACAUUUUUUUGACUUUUUUUGUUUUAUUACAUGUUUUGCUGCUUUAUAAAUCUUUUUUUUUUUAGUUUGAUUUUUCUGUCAGUGGAGUCGUAGCCUUAUUGGCUGCUGAGGUCACAUGAUCCAUCCUUUAUUCUCCACAGCUAAACUUAAUUAGUGUAAGUUUUGAUGCUCGUAGUAAAAGCAGAUUUGGAACGAUGUGAUUGGCUCGUUUUCAGCUUCCUGUUUGGCGUGGCUGACAUGAAGUCAGUUGUAUGAAUUUAGCACCUCGAGCAGUUUCUGGGUGUUUUUCAGUUUAAGUAUUGAAACGUCUCAUUGGCCAAACAUUUCCUGCGCUGUGACGCGUCCACCUCGCCGUUCGUGUGUUUUUGUUUAACGGUUUGAAACAUGAGGAACAAAAGAAAAAAGGCCUCAUCCGUGGAGGUGGGCGGUUCUGUCUGUUUUGUAACUAUUGGACAUGGCCGUGCCCCCACCGAGGCCACACCUUCACACUUUCUUGUCUUUGUUUGUUCUCGUGGGCCGGUUUCGUUCGUCAUCUCUCGUGCACUUCUUCCUGCUGCCGUGUGGGUGUGUCCUCCACAGAUCCAGCUGUCAGUCAGAAUCGGAGACCAUUCCAGUGUUAGUAUAGCCCCGCCCCCUAUCAGUCGUUCGCUGCUGGAGUGAAAUCUUCAGUUUCCAGGCUGAACCAAACUUUCCUGCACUCAGUCUUUAAGUCAUAUUUUUGUUUUUUGUGAGGGCUGAAAAAAUGUUUUUGAAUCCGCCGCCGAACCAAAUCUUUAGCACAAACAGCUGUUUGUUUUUCCCUCCAGCAGUGACUGAUAGGGGGAGUGGGGUCAUGUGACAGCGUGCUGUUCACUCGGGCUGUGACAGUGAGACAUUGCUUCCUGUCAUCGUGUACAGAUGUUUAAUGAGGUUGAGCAUCACAUGGUAUGAAAGUGUGAUUUUGUACAGAUGUUCAUGUAUGUACAGAAGAAAUAAACUGAAGUACAGUC